AUGGCGGCGGCAAUCAAGGCUAUCAAUGCGAAGAUACGGUCGAAUAAAGUCCUCGACUACUUCUGCUCCACGCACUUCUGGGGACCGGCAUCGAAUUUUGGAAUCCCUAUUGCUGCGGUGAUGGAUACACAGAAGGAUCCCGAAAUUAUUUCCGGCCAAAUGACAGCCGCAUUGACCAUCUACUCCGGAACAUUUAUGCGUUACUCACUCGCCGUCACUCCUAAGAACUAUCUCCUCUUUCUUUGCCAUUUCGUCAAUUUCAAUGCGCAGUUAACGCAAGGCUAUAGAUACUUGAAAUAUUGGAACUGGGGUGGUCGCGAUGCUCUUCUUGCGAAGAAAGCCGCGGAGAAAGGCGAAACAGCGGCUGAUGCUGCAAAAAAUCCAUGAGGCCAUUUUCUUAACAUCCUUUCCCACUUAUGUACUAGUUACG
Coccidioides posadasii C735 delta SOWgp is the source of this 430-nucleotide messenger RNA. It is a transcript of the gene MPC1, whose product is annotated as pyruvate transporter mpc1. Gene Ontology annotation, biological process: pyruvate import into mitochondria. Gene Ontology annotation, cellular component: mitochondrial inner membrane. NCBI's taxonomy places the organism in Eukaryota, Fungi, Ascomycota, Eurotiomycetes, Onygenales, Onygenaceae. The record is from RefSeq and is a predicted model, not a curated record.